Molecule: messenger RNA, 441 nt
Organism: Camelina sativa (false flax)
Lineage: Eukaryota; Viridiplantae; Streptophyta; Magnoliopsida; Brassicales; Brassicaceae
Product: S-protein homolog 9-like
Source: RefSeq, a predicted model, not a curated record
AUGGAGAAAGUUCUAUUUUGUUUCAUAUUCUUAUUUUUCAUCUCCACCCAAAAAAUAAACUCUCUUCUUAUAUUUAGAAAAUUUAACAUCAAAAUUUCAAAUCAUCUUGCAAGUAACAAUAAACUUAUGUUCAAUUGUGGAUCUGGCGAAGGUUUUAAAGCCUUAUUUAUUUUUCUUCCCUCCAAUCAGGAAUGGAAUAAACGAAUCACCGUAUUUCCAAAAACUUUGAUAUGGUGCGACUUAUGGAAGGGACCUAUUUAUAUGGAGCAUGCAAUGUUUAACGUAUUUCUCGGGAAACAAAGUUUUAUACAUAACGUAUGUGGGGGUAGAAAACCGAAUGAAUGUUUCUGGCAAGCGCAAGAAGAUGGAAUAUAUGUACGAAAUAAUUCAGCGGGAACUUUUAAGUUUAUGUAUAAAUGGGAUACAAAGGAUUUGACAUAA